AUGGCUGUGCAUGAAGUUGAAGAGGAUACAACUGUAACUCUCACUGUGGAUACACCUAUACGUGAUAUUAUUCUUUUGAAAGAUAAUGAGGAAUUAAAACCUUCAGAACAUAUCAAAAUUGUGCAAACAUCGCCGACAACCAUCGAAAUCCAAAUUAUCAAAGCCAAACCUGAAGACGAAGGAAAAUAUAGCGUUAUGAUUGGUAAAAAACAACAACCAUUAGUCUUGCUCAAAGUUAUUCCAAAACCAAUUACUCAUCAAACAAUGGAUAUACCACAAACAACGUUCAACGAAGGAGAAACAUUGACCAUUAAAUGUCAAUUUGAUUCUACACCGGAAGAAACUUUUGAAUUCUUGAUAAAUGGAAAACCUCUACCACCGGAUGAUCGAAUUUCGACUACUAUUGAAGAUAAUACAUAUACAAUUGUUGUAAAAGGCUUAAAGCCACACGAAGAUGAAGGAGUUUAUACACUAAAAUCCGAUCAUUUGAUUCUUGAUACACCAUCGAUUAAAGUUGUAUCGAAACCGAAAGGACCUGAAAAAAUAGAAACAGAAGAAAUAAUCGAGGUCCGAGAGGAAGCACCUACCGAAGAACAGAAAGAAGACAUCCCUCAACGUACUGAAGAAACGAAGAUACAAGAAAAUAUUGUCACAGAAGAAAUUCCUCAACCAAAAGAAACAACAACGACCGAAGUACAAGAACAAAAAGAAGAAUUAGCAUUUCUGACAGAACAACCAAAACCUACAACAAAGGAGAAAGUAACUGAGUUACCUGUACAUGAAGUCGAAGAAACAAGUACUGUAACAUUAACUAUUGAAAAACCUCAAGCCACAAAACCAGAAGAUGUUGUCUUACUUAAAGAUGGAGAACAAUUGAAACCUUCAGAUCACGUAAAAGUUACUCCAACAUCACCAACAACAACAGAAGUUCAAAUUAUCAAAGUUAAACCAGAAGAUGAAGGUGAUUACACAGUCGAAGUGAAAGGUGUUGAACAACCACUUGUUCGACUUAAAGUUCAUCCCAAACCUGUUAUUCGACAAGAAAUGCAAUUACCAAAAGUACAAUUCAAUGAAAAAGAAACACUUACUAUUGUUUGUCAAUUUGAUGGUACACCUGAAGAACCAUUCACAUUUCUACACAAUGAACAACCAAUUGUACCAGAUUCUCGUGUUACUACUACUGUAGAAGAUAAUAAAUAUACAAUUGUUGUAAAAGAUCUUCAUCCAGAAGAUGAAGGUAUUUAUACACUUAAAUCAGAUCAUUUAAUUCUUGAUACGCCGUCAAUUACUGUUGUUCCCGAAGAAAAGAAACCUGGAACAGAAACAACUACCGUUGAAGAAGAAAUAAUUACAGUUGUACCACAAGAAAAACAACCUGAGACAGUUGUUCAAGAAGUGAAAGAAGUAACGCAAAUACCAGAAGAAAAAAAGCCUGAAGAAGUAUUCGAAACUUCAAUUCGAGAAGUUGAAGAAAAUAGUACUCUUACAUUGACUGUGCAACUACCUGAAGGUAUACCACGCAAAGAAAUAAUACUUCUUAAAGACAAGCAACCAGUAAAACCUUCAAAACAUAUCAAAAUUACCCGAACAUCGUCGACAACUAUCGAAAUCCAAAUUAUUAAAGCUAAACCUGACGACGAAGGAAAAUAUACCUUUAUCAUUGAUAAAAAAGAGCGACCAAUAAUGCAACUCAAAGUUAUUCCUAAACCAAUUGUUCAUCAAACAAUGGAUAUACCUCAAACAACUUUUAAGGAAGGAGAGACAUUGACCAUUAAAUGUCAGUUUGAUUCGACACCUGAAGAAAUAUUCGAAUUCUUAAGAAAUGGAAAACCACUUAAACCAGAUGAUCGAAUUUCGACUACUGUUGAUGACACUACAUAUACAAUUGUUGUUAAAGGGUUGAGACCACAAGAAGAUGAAGGUGUUUAUACACUUAAAUCGGAUCAUUUGAUUCUUGAUACACCUUCAAUCACUAUUCUUCCUGAAGAAAAGAAACCGCAGACUGAAACAACAACUGUUGAAGAAGAAACGAUCACUAUCACAACAGAGCAACCGCAAACAAAACAAGUAACCGAAGAAGAAAAACCGGAAGCAAAGAAAAAGCCAGAAUUACCUGUACAUGAAGUCGAAGAAUCUAGUACAGUAACAUUAACAAUUGAGAAGCCUCAAGCCACAAAACCAGAAGAUGUUAUCUUACUUAAAGAUGGACAAGAAUUAAAACCGUCGGACCACGUAAAAGUUACUCCAACAUCACCAACAACAACAGAAGUUCAAAUUAUCAAAGUUAAACCAGAAGAUGAAGGUGAUUACACAGUCGAAGUGAAAGGUGUUGAACAACCACUUGUUCGACUUAAAGUUCAUCCCAAACCUGUUAUUCGACAAGAAAUGCAAUUACCAAAAGUACAAUUCAAUGAAAAAGAAACACUUACUAUUGUUUGUCAAUUUGAUGGUACACCUGAAGAACCAUUCACAUUUCUACACAAUGAACAACCAAUUAUACCAGAUUCUCGUGUUACUACUACUGUAGAAGAUAAUAAAUAUACAAUUGUUGUAAAAGAUCUUCAUCCAGAAGAUGAAGGUGUUUAUACACUUAAAUCAGAUCAUUUGGUUCUUGAUACACCUUCAAUCACUGUUGUUCCUGAAGAAAAGAAACCUGGAACGGAAACAACGACUAUUGAGGAAGAGACAAUCACUAUCGAAGCUCCUAAAGCACCUGUUGUUGAAGAAGUAGUUGAAGAGAUUGUUGAAGAAAAACCAAAACCAAUUGUCAAGCAACCAGAAGUCUCGGAGAAACCGCAGGAAACUGUUCCGGAAGCUAUUGUUGAAAAGCCAACAGUCGAAGAAAUUCCAAAAGAAGAAGAAGAAAAAACAUAUCGAAGUGAAAUUGAACUUCCAAUUGUUCGUGUUCCAGGAGGUGAUACAAUAACAAUUCGUAUACCUGAUUCGAAAACAACAGUAACAAAUGAAAUUAAUGUUUAUAUAAAUAACCAACCCGUAACAACAUUGCACAAUGAAGACAGUCGUAUCACAAUUGAAAAAGAUGGUGAAACUGACAAUUACGUUGUCGUUUCAGAUGCUAAACCUGAAGACGCUGGUCGAUAUACUGUUGAAUUUAACGGAAAAUUACAACCGCUUUGUAUGCUUGAAGUAACAGCGCCGAGAUUGAAAAAAACUGAAGCUCAAAUUCCAUUAAAAGAAACUGUUGUUGAAGAAGUUGUCGAAGAGGAAGAAGAAAUUAAACCAGCAGAAAUUCCAACAUAUGAAGUUGUUGAAGGUAAUAGUGUUAAUCUCAAACUUGAACAACCAACAGGUACAAAUAUUGAACAAAUCUUUUUGUUGCAAAAUGAUAAAAAACUGGAACCCAAUACUCGUUUGACAAUCAAACCAACAUCACCAACAACUAUUGAAAUAACUCUAGAAAAUGUUAAACUUAAUGAUAAAGGUACUUAUUCAAUUCAAUUUGGUGAAAAACCAAGACAAAAAUUAAUGAUUUUGAAAGUUUUACCAAAACCUGUAAUUCAUGAUUCCCUUCAUUUACCAAAAGAUGUGUUUGAAGAGGGUGAAACAUUAACUAUUCAAUGUGAAUUCGAUAAAAAACCAGACGAAACUUUAGUUUGGAAACUAAAUGAUAUUCCACUAACUCAACUUAACGAUGAUAGAGUUACUAUUGAAACAACAGAUGAUGGAAAAUCAUACACUCUAACAGUUAAAGAUUUACGACCUAAACAACAUGAAGGAGUUUAUAAACUUGAAAGUUCACAUUUAGUACUGGAAACAUCGUUUAUUCGUGUAAUUGAGAAUGUUCAAGAAGAAGAACAACAGACAACUAUUUUAGUUGAAGAUGAAGAAACUGAAUCAUUUCAAUUACAAAGAAAACCGAAGAAAGAAAUACCAGAACAACUGGAAACUGUUACACAAGAAACUGUAUCAGAAGAAACUGUUCAACAACCAUCUCCUGUAAUUGAAGAAGUGAAAUUGAAACCUGCCGAAGAAGAAAAACCAAAACCAGUCGAAGAAGAGAAGCCGAAACCGGUUGAAGAGGAAAAACCUAAACCUGUUGAAGAAGAAAAACCAAAGCCAACUGAAGAAGAAAAACCGAAACCGGUAGAAGAAGAGAAACCAAAACAAGUUGAAAAAGAGAAAUCGAAACCCCCUGAAGAAGAAAAACCAAAACCAGCUGAAGAGGAAAAACCCAAACCUGUCGAAGAAGAAAAACCAAAACCAGUUGAAGAAGAGAAGCCAAAACCAGUUGAAGAGGAAAAACCAAAACCAGCUGAAGAAGAAAAACCAAAACUAGCUGAAGUGGAAAAACCCCAACCUGUCGAAGAAGAAAAACCAAAACCAGUUGAAGAAGAGAAGCCGAAACCAGUUGAAGAGGAAAAACCAAAACCAGCUGAAGUGGAAAAACCCAAACCUGUCGAAGAAGAAAAACCAAAACCAGUUGAAGAAGAGAAGCCGAAACCAGUUGAAGAGGAAAAACCAAAGCCAGCUGAAGAAGAAAAACCAAAACCAGCUGAAGUGGAAAAACCCAAACCUGUCGAAGAAGAAAAACCAAAACCAGUUGAAGAAGAGAAGCCGAAACCGGUUGAAGAGGAAAAACCAAAACCUGUCGAAGAAGAAAAACCGAAACCGACAAAAGAAGAACCGAAACCUGUUGAAGAAGAAAAGCCGAAACCGACAGAAGAAGAGAAACCGAUUGAACAAGAAAAACCAAAACCAGUAGAAAAAGAACAGCCAAAACCCGUUGAAGAACAAGCCCAACCAGAACCAACUCCUGUAGAAGAGGAAAAAGCAACACCAGAGAAACCACUUUCUGAGCCAGUGCCAGAAGCGCAGCCACCUGCUGCUCUCGAAGCAGUUCCUGAAACCAAAGAAAUCGGUGAUGAAGUCAAACCUGAAGAACAAAAGCCAAAACUUAAAUUUAUCAAAGAUCUAAAACCAAAUAAAACAAAUCUUCUCGAAGGUGAUCAACUGAUUAUCGAAGGAGAACUUGACUCAGUACCAACAACUCUUCGGCUACAAAUAAACGGUGAACCGAUACCAGACGAUCGUGUAAAAAUUGAUGUUAAAGAAAAAAAGAUUAAAUUUACAUUAGACAACAUUCAAUUAGACGAAUCUGGAGACUAUACUGUUAAAGCCAAUGAUGAUGUCGAAAGUAAACCUGUUUCUAUUAAAGUUAAUGCCGAUAUUCCCAAGUUCGUAAAGAAUCUCACUGUCAACAAGAAACAAUUUGAUGCUGGAGAGACUCUAAACUUUGACUGUACACUGAAUAAACCAUAUAACCAAAUUGUUUGGCUAAAAGAUGGACAACCUGUCGAGCAAAAUGAACGUAUUCAAUUCUCCCAAGAUGGACCGAAACUUAAACUUACUAUUAAAGAUGCUCAACCAGAAGAUCACACUGGCACCUAUUCACUUAAGGUGAAAGAUGUCGAAAGUGAUAAAGUGUCUGUUACGGUUACAAAGAAGGUUCCGAAAUUCGUCAAAGAACUUAAACCAAACAAGACGACACUACUAGAAGGAGAACAAUUAAUACUUGAAUGUGAAUUAGAUACGACACCAACUUCCAUUAAACUUCAAAUCAAUGGAGAAACAAUACCUGAUGAUCGCGUGAAGACGGAUAUUAAAGACAAAAAGAUUAAAUUUACGUUAGACAACAUUCAAUUAGAUGAAUCUGGUAACUUCAAUGCUAAAGUGAAUGAUGAAGUCGAAAGUAAACCAGUAUCUAUCACAGUUAAUGCAGAUAUUCCCAAGUUCAUAAAGAACCUCACCAUCAACAAGAAACAAUUCGAUGCUGGAGAGACUCUAAACUUCGAAUGUGCACUCAAUAAACCAUUCAAUGAAGUAGUCUGGUUGAAAGACGGUCAACCUAUCGAGCAAAAUGAACGUAUUCAAUUUUCACAAGAUGGACCAAAACUUAAACUUACUCUUAAAGAUGCUCAACCAGAAGACCACACAGGUACCUAUUCCGUUAAAGUCAAGAACGUUGAAAGUGACAAAAUACCUGUAACUGUCAGCAAGAAAGUUCCCAAAUUCGUCAAAGAACUUAAACCAAACAAGACGACACUACUAGAAGGAGAACAACUCAUACUUGAAUGUGAACUAGAUAUGGCACCAACUACUGUCCAACUUCAAAUCAAUGGAGAAAAAGUACCCGAUGAUCGUGUCAAGACUGAAGUAAAAGAUAAAAAAAUUAAAUUCACAUUAGACAACAUCAAACUAGAUGAAUCUGGUGACUUUACCGUUAAAGUCAACGAUGAAGUUGAAAGCAAACCUGUUUCAAUCAAAGUUAAUGCUGAUAUUCCGAAAUUCAUAAAGAAUUUAACAAUCAACAAGAAGCAGUUUGAUCUUGGAGAAACACUUAACUUCGAAUGUACUCUAAAUAAACCAUUCAAUGAAAUAGUCUGGCUGAAAGACGGUCAACCAAUUGAACAAGAUGAACAUAUUUCAUUCUCUACUGAUGGUCCAACACUUAAGUUAACUGUGAAAGAUGCUCAACCCUCUGAUCACACUGGUACUUAUUCAGUUCAAGUGAAGAAUGUUGAAAGUGAUAAAGUACCUAUUACUGUUACUAAGAAGGUUCCCAAAUUCGUCAAAGAUCUGAAACCAAAUAAGACACCAUUAACUGAAGGUGAACAACUUAUUCUUGAAUGUGAAUUAGAUACAACACCUACCAAUGUUCAACUUCAAAUUAAUGGAGAAAAAGUACCUGAAGAUCGUGUUAAGACAGAAGUAAAAGACAAGAAAAUUAAAUUCACAUUGGAUAACAUAAAACUAGAUGAAUCUGGAAAUUUUACAGCUAAAGUCAAUGAUGAAGUUGAAAGCAAACCUGUUUCAAUCAAAGUUAACGCUGAUAUUCCGAAAUUCGUAAAGAAUUUAACAAUUAAUAAGAAACAAUUCGAUAUUGGAGAAACCCUUAACUUCGAAUGUACUCUCAAUAAACCAUUCAAUGAAGUUAUUUGGUUCAAAGAUGGUCAACCAAUAGAAGAAGAUGCACGCAUUUCAUUUUCUGCUGAUGGUCCAAAACUUAAAUUAACUGUGAAAGAUGCACAACCCACUGAUCAUACUGGUACUUAUUCAGUUCAAGUCAAAAAUGUUGAAAGUGAUAAAGUACCUAUUACCGUUACUAAGAAGGUUCCCAAAUUCAUCAAAGAUCUGAAACCAAAUAAGACACCAUUAACUGAAGGUGAACAACUUAUUCUUGAAUGUGAAUUAGAUACAACGCCUACCAAUGUUCAACUUCAAAUCAAUGGAGAAAAAGUACCUGAAGAUCGUGUCAAGACUGAAGUAAAAGACAAGAAAAUUAAAUUCACAUUAGACAAUAUCAAACUAGAUGAAUCUGGUAAUUUUACAGCUAAAGUCAAUGAUGAAGUUGAAAGCAAACCAGUAUCUAUCACUGUUAAUGCAGAUAUUCCGAAAUUCGUAAAGAAUUUAACAAUUAAUAAGAAACAAUUCGAUCUUGGAGAAACCCUUAACUUCGAAUGUACUCUCAAUAAACCAUUCAAUGAAGUUGUUUGGCUUAAAGAUGGUCAACCAAUCGAACAAGAUGAACAUAUUUCAUUCUCUACUGAUGGUCCAAAACUUAAAUUAACUGUGAAAGAUGCUCAACCCUCUGAUCACACUGACAACAUCAAACUAGAUGAAUCUGGUAAUUUUACAGCAAAAGUUAAUGAUGAAGUUGAAAGCAAACCUGUUUCAAUCACAGUCAACGCAGAUAUUCCGAAAUUCGUAAAGAAUUUAACAAUUAAUAAGAAACAAUUCGAUAUUGGAGAAACCCUUAAUUUCGAAUGUACUCUCAAUAAACCGUUCAAUGAAGUUAUUUGGUUCAAAGAUGGCCAACCAAUCGAAGAAGAUGCACGCAUUUCAUUUUCUGCUGAAGGUCCAAAACUUAAACUAACUAUUAAAGAUGCUCAACCAUCGGAUCAUACUGGUACUUACUCAGUUCAAGUCAAGAAUGUUGAAAGUGAUAAAGUACCUAUUACUGUUACUAAGAAAGUACCGAAAUUUGUCAAAGAUCUGAAAGCAAAUAAGACACCACUAACUGAAGGAGAACAACUUAUACUUGAAUGUGAAUUAGAUACAACACCUACCACUGUCCAACUUCAAAUCAAUGGAGAAAAAGUACCCGAUGAUCGUGUCAAGACUGAAGUAAAAGAUAAAAAAAUUAAAUUCACAUUAGACAACAUCAAACUAGAUGAAUCUGGUAAUUUUACAGCAAAAGUUAAUGAUGAAGUUGAAAGCAAACCUGUUUCAAUCACAGUCAACGCAGAUAUUCCGAAAUUCGUAAAGAAUUUAACAAUUAAUAAGAAACAAUUCGAUAUUGGAGAAACCCUUAAUUUCGAAUGUACUCUCAAUAAACCGUUCAAUGAAGUUAUUUGGUUCAAAGAUGGCCAACCAAUCGAAGAAGAUGCACGCAUUUCAUUUUCUGCUGAAGGUCCAAAACUUAAACUAACUAUUAAAGAUGCUCAACCAUCGGAUCAUACUGGUACUUACUCAGUUCAAGUCAAGAAUGUUGAAAGUGAUAAAGUACCUAUUACUGUUACUAAGAAAGUACCGAAAUUUGUCAAAGAUCUGAAAGCAAAUAAGACACCACUAACUGAAGGAGAACAACUUAUACUUGAAUGUGAAUUAGAUACAACACCUACCACUGUCCAACUUCAAAUCAAUGGAGAAAAAGUACCCGAUGAUCGUGUCAAGACUGAAGUAAAAGAUAAAAAAAUUAAAUUCACAUUGGAUAACAUAAAACUAGAUGAAUCUGGUGACUUUACUGCUAAAGUCAAUGAUGAAGUUGAAAGCAAACCUGUUUCAAUCAAAGUUAAUGCUGAUAUUCCGAAAUUCAUAAAGAAUUUAACAAUCAACAAGAAACAAUUCGAUAUUGGAGAAACACUUAACUUCGAAUGUACUCUAAAUAAACCAUUCAAUGAAAUAGUCUGGCUGAAAGACGGUCAACCAAUUGAACAAGAUGAACAUAUUUCAUUCUCUACUGAUGGUCCAAAACUUAAAUUAACUGUGAAAGAUGCACAACCCACUGAUCAUACUGGUACUUAUUCAGUUCAAGAAUAUCUCAAAGCAAAUAAGACACCAUUAACUGAAGGUGAACAACUUGUUCUCGAGUGUGAACUUGAUAUGGCACCAUCUAAAGUUGAGCUUAAAUUGAAUGGAGAAACAGUGCCUGAAGAUCGUGUCAAGAAAGAAGUAAAAGAUAAAAAAAUUAAAUUCACAUUAGACAACGUCAAAUUAGAUGAGUCUGGUGACUAUACUGUUAAAGUCAAUGAUGAAGUUGAAAGCAAACCUGUUUCAGUCAAAGUUAAUGCUGAUACUCCGAAAUUCAUAAAGAAUUUAACAAUUAACAAGAAACAAUUCGAUAUUGGAGAAACACUUAACUUCGAAUGUACUCUCAAUAAACCAUUCAAUGAAGUUGUUUGGCUUAAAGAUGGUCAACCAAUCGAAGAAGAUGCACGCAUUUCAUUUUCUGCUGAUGGUCCAAAACUUAAAUUAACUGUGAAAGAUGCACAACCCACUGAUCAUACUGGUACUUAUUCAGUUCAAGUAAAAAAUGUUGAAAGUGAUAAAGUACCUGUUACAGUUAUCAAGAAAGUACCGAAAUUCGUGAAGGAUCUUAAAGCAAAUAAAACACCAUUAACUGAAGGUGAGCAACUUGUUCUCGAUUGUGAACUCGAUAUGGUACCAUCUAAAGUUGAGCUUAAAUUAAAUGGAGAAACAAUUCCUAAUGAUCGAAUAAAACCUGAAAUUAAAGAUAAGAAGAUAAAAUUCACAUUGGAUAAUAUUCAAUUGAACGAAUCAGGUGAUUUUACAGUUAAAGUGAAUGAUGAAGUUGAAAGCAAACCAGUAUCAAUCAAAGUUAUUGCUGAUAUUCCAAAAUUUGUUAAAAAUUUAAGUAUUAAUAAAAAGAAAUUUGAUAUUGGAGAAACUUUGAAUUUUGAAUGUACAUUAAACAAACCGUUCGAUCAAAUCGUUUGGCUCAAAGAUAAUGAACCAAUGGAAGAAGAUGCACAUAUUCAAUUCUUUGUUGAUGGUCCAAGACUAAAGAUGACAAUAAAAGAUGCACAACCAUCGGAUCAUACUGGUACUUAUUCUGUUCGAGUAAAAGAUAUUGAAAGUGAUAGAAUUCCUGUUGUUGUUGAAGAAAAACCAUUAACAUUUCUCAACGAUCUUAAAGCAACAAAACCAACUUUAAAUGAGAAUGAAACAUUAGAAUUUUCUUGUCAAUUAAGUCGUCCAUUAAAACCUGAUGAAACAAUUCAAUGGUAUCGUAAUGAAAUACAAAUUCCAAUUGAACAAGAAUAUCCAAAUGAACAAAUUAUUUUACAAAUUCCAAAUGUUGACACGACAAUGUCUGGUGAUUAUUAUUUAGAAGUUUCAAGUCCAAAUCAGAAAAAACCAUUAAGAAGUUCAAUAAUUAAAAUAACAAUUAAAUCGGAAGAAAUUAAGUUUCUUAAACCACUUCGUGCAUUAAAAAAUCCAUUAAAUGAAGAUGAAACAUUAAUACUCGAAUGUGAAUUAGAUAAACCAACUUAUAAAUCCGUUAAAUUUUCUCUUAAUGAUAAACCAUUAAAUGAAGAUGAAGAUGAUCGUAUAAAAAUAACUCAAACAGGUAAUAAAUGGCAAAUAAAAAUUACACAUGUUAAACAAGAAAUUGAUGAAGGCGAUUAUACAGUUACAAUUAAUGAUAAACUUACUUCACCGAAAGUUAAAGUAACAAUUAUAAGACCACUUACAUUUAUUCAAGAUUUAACUGUAUCAAAUUCUGAACCAAUUGUUGAUGAAACAAUAACAUUUCAAUGUGAAUUAUCUCGUCCAUUACCAACAGAUGACAGUAAAGAUCUUUCAUUAACACUCAAUGGAAAAGUAUUAUCAAGUGAACAAACAAGACGCUUAAAAGUUGAUAUUAGUUCAACAAGUCCUAAAAUAGUUUUAACAUUAUCAAAUGUUAAAUUAACUGUUGAUCAAGGUAAUUAUCAAUUAAAAAUUCUUCAUCCACAAGAACUUCAAUCACAAACAGUCAAUGUUAAAGUUCGACCGAAACCAAUUGAAGUUAUUCAACCAUUACAAUCCGAUAAAGAAAAUGUUUUUGAAGAAGAUACACUUAUUCUUUCAACAAAAUUAAAAAAUGUUCCUGAUAAUCCAACUAUUGUUUGGUUAAAAGAUAAUAAACCAAUAUCAAUUGAUAAUAAACGUAUUCGUUCAAUACCAUCACGUGAUGGACAACAAUUUAAAUUAUCUAUUGAAAAUGUUAAAUUAGAUCAAAGUGGAACAUAUUUGUUACAAAUAAAUGAUGAUAUUAUUACUCAAUGUGACAUUAAUAUUAAAUCAAUUCCACUUAAAACUAUUAUACCAUUAAAAGUUCUUGGUACACCAAUUGUUGGUGGUAAUGUUGAACUUCAAAUUGAAUUAAAUCGUCCAAAUAUUUCAUUUAUAUGGUUAAAAGAUAAUGUUCCAUUAGAAAAUCAACCAUCACCAAUAAAAGAUCAAACAAAAUAUCGUUUGAAAUUAUCGGAUUUAAAAUUAGAUGAUUCAGGAAUUUAUUCAAUUAAUUUUAAUGAUGGUGAACUUAAAGAAAGUAUUAAUUUAACUGUUGCAUUACCACCAUUUGAAUUUAUUGAACAACUUAAAUGUAUUCCAUCAGAUGAUAUUGAAGAAGAUUCAAAUGUUAUUAUGCAAUGUGUUUUAAAUCGUCCUAUUGAUGAUGAAAAUAUACCAGUUACAUUGCUUAAAAAUAAUAAACCAUUAUCAGCAGCUGAUAAUGCACGUGUUAAAAUUGAACGAGAUGGACCAACAUUAAAAAUUCAUUUAAGUAAUGUCAAAUCUGAUGAUGCUGGUGUUUAUAAAGUAACCGUUGAUAAAACAAAAGAUACCAGUGUACGAUUAAAAGUUCAUGAUAAACCAUUAUCAAUCGUUGAACAACUUCAUCUUGUUGAUGCAAAAGAUAAUAAUAAUACUGUUAGUGAAAAUUUACCAUUUGAAUUAUUUAUUCGUUAUAAUAAACCAGUGAAAAAUGUUGUUCUUAAUCGUGAUAAUAAACGUGUUCCAAUUGAUAAACAUACUCAAAUAAUUUAUGAAGAUAAUUCAACAUCUGUACGAAUUCGUUUUGAUGCUGCACAACCAGAUGAUAAAGGAAAAUAUGAAACAGUUGUUAAAGAUUCAACUGUAACCAAUAAAGAUGGUCUUCGAAGUCAAUCAGUUACAAUUAUUGUUAAACCAUUACCUGUUUUGUUUACUUCUGAUAUUCAAGUAUCAACACCUGAUAUAAAUAAUAUUCCAGAAAAAACUGAAUUAACUUUAACAACAACAAUUAAUCAAGAAAAAGGUAAAAUAAAAUGGUUUUUAAAUAAUAAAGAAAUAAAAGAAGAUCAAAAUCAUAAAAUUAUUGUUAAAAAUUUACAACGACAAUUAAUUAUAAAAUCAACUCUUAUUGCUGAUUCAGGAAUUUAUUCAGCUAAGAGUGAUGAUGACGAAAGAACAAUUGAAUUAACAAUUAAAGAAGAAAUUCGUUUUACAAAAGAAUUAACACCAUCAAGUAUAAAUACAAUCGAAGGUAAAGAAAAAGAACUUGCUUUUGAAUGUGAAACAUCGAAAUCAACAACUGUUCAAUGGUUUCAUGAUCAACAAAAAUUAUCACCAAAUGAAUUGAAAAAACAUUAUCAAAUUGAAUCAUUGAAAAAUAAUACAUUACAUAAAUUACGUAUAUUACAACCAGUUACAGCUGAUUCGGGUUUAUAUCGUUGUGUUUUACCAGCAAAUAUUGAAACAAAUUCACAAUGUACAAUUGAACCAGCUGGAGUCGAUUUUCUACAACAUUUAACAACACCUGUACAUGUCGAAUAUAUGAAAAGUGCUUUACUUGAAUGUGAACUUUCUAAACGACCACAAAAUGUGAUUUGGAAAGAUAAAAAUGGAAAAAUUAUUGAAGAUAGUGAUAAAUAUGAAAUUAUGAAUAACGGAAAAUUACAAGGUCUUGUCAUAAAUGAUUGUGAUGAAAAUGAUAAUGGUCAAUAUACAAUAACAAUUGAUAAUAAUAAAUCAUCAACAGCUGAAGUUAUUGUCGAACCACACGAAGAAAAAGUUCGAUCACCAUCACCAAAACUUGAAUCUCAAGAACCAAUAAAAGCUGGUUUUCGUAAAUUACUUCCUAAUAAAUUAAAUGUUGAUGAAGAUAAUGAUUUUAUUCUUGAAUGUGAAGUUAAUAAUCCUAAACAAAUAACUGAUUGGUAUUUAGAUGAUGAUCUUAUUGAAGAUAAUACUCCUCGUUUUGAAAUUAUUAACAAUGGUCCAAUAAGACAAUUAAAAGUUCAUAAAGCAGAAUUAAAUGAUACUGGAAAAUAUACAUGUAAAGAUCGUCAAAGUGGUGUAACAACAGAUAGUGAUGUUAAUGNCAUUUUCGCGCUUUCUAGUGACAAAUAA
Molecule: messenger RNA, 13419 nt
Organism: Rotaria sp. Silwood2
Lineage: Eukaryota; Metazoa; Rotifera; Eurotatoria; Philodinida; Philodinidae
Source: the annotation of a GenBank genome assembly